Messenger RNA from Arvicanthis niloticus (Nile rat), 5146 nucleotides. RefSeq names its product centrosomal protein 104 (gene Cep104). The record is from RefSeq and is a predicted model, not a curated record. NCBI's taxonomy places the organism in Eukaryota, Metazoa, Chordata, Mammalia, Rodentia, Muridae. Gene Ontology annotation, cellular component: cilium.
GGGUGCGCACGCAGGCGCUGGCGGGCGGACGCGCAGGCGUACAGCGCGGGCCGGCCUGGUUGCCAUGGGAGCGCAGCUGCGGCCCGGGCCUUGGGCAGAGGCAGCCCGGGCUGCUCCUUUGCUGCCCUCGCCUCAGAGGCCCGGGGUGGGGGCGGCUGGACCGAGACCCCUCCGAAGGUAGGGGAGGCCGACAUCGCAGCGGCCCGCCUGCUCGCCUCCGCGGCGCUCUGUGACCCCGCGCGGCCUCGAUCUUCAGGAGGCACCCGGGGCGGAGGCUCCCUGACACCUGGCCUGGCCUUGGAGGGACGCGGCCAGCGCCUGCCUGCUCCAGGCCUCCCAGCAGCGUAUCUUAGCCUCAGUGUCCGGAAUCGGGUUCGAGACCCGCCUUGUCCUCUUCUGCAUGCGAUACUAAACGGGACCAAUUGCCACGAGACUAAAGACUCUAGCUCUGGCUCCAGAACUCUUCCCUGCUCUUCUGAACAGCCAGUGUGUGCAGAAUGCCCCACAAGAUUGGAUUUGUAGUGGUCAGCUCCUCUGGACAUGAAGAUGGCUUCAGUGCCCGGGAACUAAUGAUCCACGCACCGACUGUCAGUGGGUGGAGGUCACCCAAAUUCUGCCAGUUCCCACAAGAGAUCGUUCUCCAGAUGGUAGAGAGAUGUCGAGUAAGGAAGCUGCAGUUACUUGCUCACCAGUACAUGAUCUCCAGUAAAGUUGAGUUCUACAUCAGUGAAAGCUUGCCUGAGUACUUGGUGCCAUACCAAGCAGAGCGGUUCCGCAGACUGGGCUAUGUCUCUCUCUGUGAUAAUGAAAAGACAGGCUGUAAAGCCCGGGAACUCAAGUCUGUUUAUGUGGACGCUGUGGGGCAGUUCCUUAAACUGAUUUUUCACCAAAACCAUGCCAACAAGUACAACAUAUAUAAUCAGGUGGCUUUGGUUGCAAUAAAUAUCAUUGGAGACCCUGCAGAUUUGGGUGAUGAGAGCAAUAUUACCUCUAGGGAGAAGCUGAUUGACCACUACCUGGGCCACAGUCCCCACAAUCCUGAGGACCCUGCUCUAGAUGGAACUUUUGCUGGGAGAUCUGACUACAUCUCUCCACUUGAUGAUUUGGCGUUUGACAUGUACCAAGACCCUGAAGUUGCCCAGAUCAUCCGCAGGCUGGAUGAAAGGAAACGGGAAGCUGUCAAGAAGGAGCGCUAUGACCACGCAAAGAAACUGAAGCAAGCGAUCGCUGACUUGCAGAAGGUCGGCGAGCGCCUCGGACGCUAUGAGGUGGAGAAGCGCUGUGCAGUGGAGAAGGAAGACUACGACCUGGCCAAGGAGAAGAAGCAGCAGAUGGCUCGCUACCGUGCCCAGGUGUAUGAGCAGCUGGAACUGCACGGCCUUCUGCAGGGCGAGCCAGAGAUACAGAGGCCGUUCGCUUUACCCCUCCAGCCCCUUGCAUCUCCCAGCAGUCCUCAGCACUGGAAGGCAGUGUCCUCACUCCCUCGCACAGAAGAGCUGGUAGCUGAAGACACAUUUGCUGGCCCCGUCCUCCAGGAGAAGCCCUUGGCAUCUUCUCCUCAGCACUCAGCAGUAGAUCAGUCCCCACCUGCUGCAGGCCCUGGCCCUAGGAACCAUAUGGAAGUCUUGCCCUAUGAUGAACGGCCUCUUCCUGUUACUCGAAAGCAGUUGGGGGAAGCAUCCGCAGAGCCAGAAGUGAGAGAGGCAGACAGUGAUGUCCGGAGACGGGGUGUCUCAGGGGACCCAGAGCCCUUGACAGAGAAGGCCUUGAGAGAAGCCAGCUCUGCCAUCGACACCUUAGGAGAAGCCUUGGUGGCAGGGGCCUAUUCUAAGACGUGGUCCUGCCGAGAAGACGCGCUGCUGGCAUUGUACAAGAAGCUGAUGGAGAUGCCUGUUGGAACCCAGAAAGAAGAUUUGAAAAACAUGCUCCGAGCGUCUGUCUUUCUCAUCAGAAGAGCCAUAAAGGACAUUGUGACCUCAGUCUUUCAGGCUUCAUUGAAAUUGCUGAAAAUGAUAAUUACACAGUAUAUUCCCAAGCACAAGCUGAGCAAACUUGACACGACGCACUGUGUGGAGAGAGCUGUCCCCCUUCUACUCGCUAGAACCGGAGACUCCUCUGCCCGCCUCCGUGUCAUGGCCUUGAAUUUCAUCCAGGAAAUGGCCUUGUUUAAGGAGGUGAAGUCUCUCCAGCUCAUUCCGUCUUACUUGGUGCAGCCACUGAAGGCCAAUGCUUCUGUUCAUCUGGCAAUGAGCCAGGUGGACCUCCUGUCCCGGCUGCUCAGAGACCUGGGUACUGAGAGCUCAGGCUUCACCGUGGACAAUGUGAUGAAGUUUGCAGUGAGCGCCCUGGAGCACAGGGUGUACGAGGUACGAGAGACAGCAGUCAGAAUCAUCCUGGACAUGUACAGACAGCACCCAGCCCUCACCCUGGAGCACCUUCCUCCAGACGACAGCACCACACGCAGGAACCUUCUCUACAAAGCCAUUUUUGAGGGGUUUGCUAAGAUAGACGGCAGGCCAACCGAGGCUGAGGCAAGGGCCCAGAAAAGAGUAGCCACAAAAGAAGCAGAAAAGCAAACGAAAGAAGAGCUGAGGGCUCUGCAGGGCCAGUCAGCAGAGCCGAGAGAGGCCCAGGCUGGAGUCCAGGAGAAGGAGAACGAGGCGUUGAAGAUCAAGAAUCAAGAUUCUCAAGGAAGAAAAGCUGCCCCACCUGACACUCCAGAAAUCCCAGACAACCACUAUUUGGAUAAUCUGUGUAUCUUUUGUGGGGAGAGGAACGAAUCCUUCACAGAAGAGGGCCUGGACCUCCACUACUGGAAACACUGCCUCAUGCUGACCAGAUGCGACCACUGCAGGCAGGUGGUUGAGAUUUCUAGCCUGACAGAACACCUGCUGACAGAGUGUGACAAAAGGGAUGGAUUUGGGAAGUGCCCCCGCUGCAGCGAGGCCAUCCCCAAGGAGGAGCUUCCUGGGCACAUCAAAACUAAGGAGUGCAACCCUGCCAAAUCGGAGAAGGUGGCAAACCGCUGUCCCCUGUGUCAUGAGAACUUUGCUCCUGGAGAAGAGGCAUGGAAGGUUCAUCUGAUGGGCCCUGCUGGCUGCACAAUGAACCUGCGCAAAACACAUGUUCUCUAUAAGGCUACAGCCCCACAGCAAGGGAAAGGCCCAGCAGCAUCAAAGUCAAGCACCUCAGCACCCAAGGUUGGAAGCAAGAUCCCCACCCCAAAGGGAGGCCUUAGUAAGAGCUCCAGCAGGACCUACACGAGACGGUGACAGAGCUUUCAGUUCCGUCUCUGACGGGCUGUGCAAGGUUCCCCAUUCUAAGCCAUGUGUGUGGGCAUGGUGAUGCAGGGCUCUGUGCCCACUGUCCCUUGGCCGCUUGCGUCCCAGUGUCUACUCUCACAGGAACAGUACAUGAUAUGACCAAAGAGCCCCUAGCAAUGUGGCCCCAGUUCUGAGCCACCACAGGCACAGCACCCACCCCCACUGAGGAGACACACCCUAACCUGGAGCUCACUGGUGUCUGCACACGUCACAUCAGGCUUUGCCCAGGGCUAAGCUCAGCUUUGGUGGCCCGAGAAGACCGCAGCCAGCCACGCUGAGCCUGCUGUGCCGUCUCCCAUGAUCCUGUCUGCCAGGGUGUCACACCAUAUACAGCAACAAGCAAUAAAGGAAAUCAAGCAAAAGACAGCCACUCUAAGAGCAGGUCCCUCCCAUGCACUCUGCCCGAUGCUCCCUGUGUGCACCUGUCCCUAUGGUCCCACUCAGCCCUGCCUAGAUGCCUUCCCUCAGUGAGUGCAGACUAGACUCUGCUGCAGAGUCCUCAGUUUUCUUUAUGGCAAAAUGAACACCGUCCACAUUUGCCUAGGCCACAAAGACAAGUCGCAAGGUGCAGACCUUGCCGGCCCAGAGCCUCCGAAUCAGUUCUGUCACGUCCUGUGAUGUUACUGAACCCACGUUCCCAAGUCCUUCAUAAAGCCCACUCACAAGUGCUUCACUGAACAGUGACAGCAUCAGCAGCUCACCCUCCCGGAAAUGCCCAUGUCCUCGUCCCUCCUGUCACUGGAGGAUGGGCCUACACUGUUCCUGCUUCCUGAGGUUUUCCCGAUGUCCCUUUGAAAUGUCUAGGAUUGAGAAAAUCAGUAUUAUAAAAUUAGGGCAUAUUUCUUUAAAAUCCCCAACCAUGUGAAACAAAAUCCAUAAAAAUGUACAUGUGCCCAUGCAGCAAGCACCCUGGGUAUUAACCCCAUGGACUCACCCCUGCUCUCAGCAAACAGCUCCUACUAUGCUUGGCUCAGAGUAUCAAGUGGAACAGAAUCUGUGGAGAGGAGGAUCCUGUCAGUGGCCUUUAGCGUGGUGAGAGAUCAGGGUAUGACUGAGAAAGCAAAGCACAGAUGCCAGGGGAUGAUAAGGUGGUCCUUCAGGUCAGAGAUGCCGGCGUUGUCUCCUAACCCGCCUUAACAUACAGACAAUAAUGGAAAGUUAACCUCAGAACUAGAACACAGGUAGAUAUCUGUAAUGUCUUCUAUCUGUUGUAACCUUGAGACACUGUAAAAACCCUUCAUUUUUAGCCUGGCGUGGUGGCUCACAUCUGUGCUCCUAGCACUUGGGAGGCUGAACUUAGAAGCUCACCACAAGUUCAAGGGAAGCCUGAGCUACAGAGUGAGACUCUGGCUCAAAAUUAAAACAGGACAAAAAGGAUUCCUUCAUUUUUAGCUCUCAUGUUUUGCCUAUUACAGAAUCAUGAGUUUCUGCAGAGGUGACUGGCAGUAUUGGCAGCCACAAAGCUCCAACAUCACUGUGCUUGGUUCAGGGAAGGAGCUACGUACCCCCAGCCAUUCAUAAUAUCUAAGUGGAACACUCCUCAAAUCUUCACGUAUGCUACAUUGUGGAUAUUUAAUAUUUAUUUAUAUUAUUUUCAUAAAAGAUUCUAUUUAAUUUAAAAGAAUUGUGUCAUAUCUGAUACUAGAAUACAAAUGUAAAUACCUUUAAUGAAAAUUUGCAACUUUUUAAUGUUUUAACAUAGUUUUCUAUUUGUCUUUAUUUCAGGUAUAGAAUAAUAUAUUUUUAUUGUUGCUGUUUGAGGGUAUAUGUGCUAAUUUGCCUUGAGUAUACUAAUACAGUAAAGAUCAUUCAGCACCUUGUCA